CAAGUACUCAUUAAGGGAAACAAUAGAAGGAAAUUUGAUUCAAAGUCAAGAGAAUUAAUUAUGAUUGGCUAUAGUUUGAAUCAAAAAGGCUAUCGUUUCGUGGAUAUUAAGAAUCCAACUCGGCUAAUAAUCGCUCGGGACGCAGUAUUUUUUGAAAAUGUUCAGAAUUAUGGCAAAGAGACCAUUCAUCUGGAGUAUGUGGAUAGUGCGCAGAGCAAUGAGGUUUUAGUAAAUAAUAAUGAUCAUCUGGUAAUGCCUCAGGUUCCUGUACAUAUAGGAGAUCCUGAUGCAGUGGGGGAAUUGGGAAUGAAUACUCCUGAUCCAACCACCUCUACAAAUGAAUCAACCACCUCUACAAACGAACGUCGUUAUUCAAAGAGGAUUAGACGUCCCAAAGUACAAGAAGAUAUGAUCUAUAAUUUUUUGAUUACCGAGGGAUCAGAUCCUAAGUCAGUUGAAGACGCAUUGAAACGUUCGGAUCGAGAGUUAUGGCACACAGCCAUGCUAGAUGAAUACAACGCGCUGAUGCAAAACAAAACCAGUAAACAGAAUUAAACUUAAUAAAUGUAUAAAACUUAUGUGGUUAAGUGGGGGUGUUAGAACUGGCCUUCUUAGUAUAUAUAACCAUCAUAAGUUUGUAUUAAGAAGAAUAGUUGUUGCCUAGCAACAAUUAGUUAGUCGUAUAAUUUUAUGUAAAGAAUAAAAAAGUCAGUAUGUACAUCCGAAGAACUAUGUUU
This is a messenger RNA of Bombyx mandarina (wild silkworm), 737 nucleotides long. RefSeq lists its product as uncharacterized. The record is from RefSeq and is a predicted model, not a curated record. NCBI's taxonomy places the organism in Eukaryota, Metazoa, Arthropoda, Insecta, Lepidoptera, Bombycidae.